CGCCCCUCGGGCCUCGGGGCGGGGCUCCUGACCGGCGCCGGUCCCUCCCCGCGCGGCCCCGAGGUCGCCAGGAAGAAGCCCAGUACCGUCACCAGCCCGCCGUGUCUGUCCUCCAUGGCUGCCACGCUAUUCGUCCGGGCCUGUGGCCUUGUCCGCGGAGCCCCCUGGCCUUGGGGCUGGAGUCGCCUACAUACCGUCUACCAGUCUGUUGAACUGCCCGAGACUCACCAGAUGCUGCGGCAGACGUGCCGCGAGUUUGCCGAGAAGGAGCUCUUUCCCAUCGCAGCCCAGGUAGACAAGGAGCAUCGCUUCCCAGCAGCUCAGGUGAAGAAGAUGGGCAAGAUGGGGCUCAUGGCCAUAAACGUGCCUGAGGAGCUCAGCGGACCCGGCCUCGAUUACCUGGCCUACUCCAUCGCCGUGGAGGAGAUCAGCCGGGGCUGCGCCUCCUCGGGGGUCAUCAUGAGUGUCAACAAUUCCCUCUACUUGGGGCCCAUCCUGAAGUUCGGCACCAAGGAGCAGAAGCAGCGGUGGGUCCCUCCCUUCACUAGUGGUGACAAAAUUGGCUGCUUUGCCCUCAGUGAACCAGGGAACGGCAGCGACGCAGGGGCCGCGGCCACCACCGCGCGGGCAGACGGUGACUCGUGGGUCCUGAGUGGCACCAAGGCCUGGAUCACCAAUGCCUGGGAGGCCUCGGCUGCCGUGGUCUUCGCCAGCACCGACAGAUCCUUGCAUAACAAGGGCAUCAGUGCCUUCCUGGUCCCCAUGCCCACACCCGGGCUCACGCUGGGGAAGAAGGAAGAUAAGCUGGGCAUCCGGGCCUCGUCCACGGCCAACCUCAUCUUCGAGGACUGUCGCAUCCCCAAGGACAGCCUGCUGGGGGAGCCGGGGCUGGGCUUCAAGAUCGCCAUGCAAACCCUGGACAUGGGCCGCAUCGGCAUCGCCUCCCAAGCCCUGGGCAUUGCCCAGGCCGCCCUGGACUGUGCUGUGAGCUACGCCGAGAACCGCAGUGCUUUCGGGGCGCCCCUCACCAAGCUACAGGGCAUCCAGUUCAAGUUGGCGGAUAUGGCCCUGGCCCUGGAGAGUGCCCGGCUGCUGACCUGGCGCGCUGCCAUGCUGAAGGACAACAAGAAGCCCUUCACCAAGGAGGCGGCAAUGGCCAAGCUGGCUGCAUCGGAGGCCGCAACUGCCAUCACCCACCAGGCCAUGCAGAUCCUGGGCGGCAUGGGCUACGUGACGGAGAUGCCGGCCGAGCGGCACUACCGCGACGCCCGCAUCACCGAGAUUUAUGAAGGCACCAGUGAGAUCCAGAGGCUGGUGGUCGCCGGGCACCUGCUCAAGAGCUACCGGAGCUGAGCCCUCUCUGGAGGGCCGACCGUGCGGGCCGGGAAGCCGGGCUGCCUGAGGACCCUGGGAAAGGGGGCGGGAGUCACGUGGCGGAAGGAGGGGCGGGGCCACGCCCCCUCUUACCAGGACCCCUCCCACCCCCCCAGGCCCAGCCUCCUGGGUGGGCCUGCUGCUCGGCCUUAAUCUGUCCAGCCAGAGCCAGCUUUCCGGGAAUAAGCGGAGGCGGGGCUGCGACCUGGCCUGAGGACGCCCAUCUCCAGCUGUUUCUUAACUUUGUUGCCUCUCCACCGCUGACAGUGCCUUAUUUUCUUCAUCUGGGCGCUGGGCCGUGGGAAGAGAGAAAUGAUCCCUCCAGGGAUCCCGGGUUCUGUCCUGUGGGUCCUGGCGCUCAGCAGGAGACCCAGCCUCUGCCGUUUCCUCUGAGAUCAGGGUCUGGAGGAGUGGGGUGAGGGCCCGAACGACCACAUCUGAACGCAGAAAUUGUGUCCUCUGAGGCCCCCGCCGCCUUGGGGCUGGGUCGUUAUGGAAGCCUUCCUGCGCACCGAUAACCUUUGUGAAGUAUAAAUGAGUACAGGUGAGGGGUCUGACUUGGUGCUUUGGGACAGUCAUGUGUGGGAACCGAGUAAUAAAGCAUACCUGUUGCCGGCGCA
Cervus elaphus (red deer) is the source of this 1994-nucleotide messenger RNA. It is a transcript of the gene ACADS, whose product is annotated as acyl-CoA dehydrogenase short chain. Gene Ontology annotation, biological process: fatty acid beta-oxidation using acyl-CoA dehydrogenase; butyrate catabolic process. Gene Ontology annotation, molecular function: flavin adenine dinucleotide binding. NCBI's taxonomy places the organism in Eukaryota, Metazoa, Chordata, Mammalia, Artiodactyla, Cervidae. The transcript has 10 exons. The coding region runs from base 115 to 1353 and encodes 412 amino acids. The record is from RefSeq and is a predicted model, not a curated record. Gene Ontology annotation, cellular component: mitochondrion.